CUCGGGCCGUCGGGCGCGGGCAAGUCGACGCUGCUCGAUUUUCUCGCCGGCCGGACCCCGCGCGGGCAGGUGGCGCACGGGACCGUCAGGCUCGACGGCGAGGUGGUAUCCGCGCGGGAGGUGCGACACGCGAGCGGGUACGUGCAGCAGACGGACGUGCUGCCCGGCACGUCGACGGUGUGGGAGCACCUGAUGUUCAACGCCGCGCUGCGAUUGCCGCCGGAUACGGCUAGGAGCGAGAUGUACAGGGUGGUGGCGGGGUGGAUGCGGGAGUUGGGGCUGGUGAAGGUGGCGGAGAGUCUCAUCGGAGACGAGUUCACCCGCGGGCUCAGCGGGGGCGAGAAACGCAGGGUCUCCAUCGCCACCGAGCUGCUCACCAGCCCGGGGAUCAUGUUCCUGGACGAGCCCACCACCGGGCUGGACAGCACCAACGCGGCGAAGGUGGUGGACAUCCUCAGCGGAUUGUCGCGCGCGGGCGUCACCGUGCUGCUCAGCAUCCAUCAACCCCGGCCGGACAUAUUCAGGCUACUCGACCGCGUGCUGGUGUUGUCCGGACAGGGUGCGGUGGUGUACGGUGGCCCGAGCCACCGAGCGGAGUCGCACUUCGCGGCGAUGCCGUACGCCGCGGCUCCCGACAGGACGCUGCACAUAGCCGACUUCAUGCUCGACACCGUCCUGCGCGCGUCCGACGAGGACGUUCGGCGGAUGAUCGACGAUUACAGACGCUCGGAUAUCCUUCGCGACGACGAGGAACGCGUGGCGAGUCUCGUUCGCGAGGCGGAGGAGCGAGCGACGAACGAGCGGGGGCGCGGGUCUCGGGAACGAUACCACGCGCCGUUUUGGAGGCAGAUGCGGCUGCUGUGCGGGAGGCUGCUGCGAAACAUGUAUCGGCACCCGUUCCUGCUCACCGUGCACUUCACCGCCGCGUUUGUUGUGGCGCUCGGGGUUGGCGCGGUGUUUUGGCAGGUUGGGAGCAACCAGGGCGGGAUCCAGAACCGCAUGGGCGGCCUCUUCUUCGUCUUGCUCUACCUCACGCUGAUGUCGCUGUCGAGCCUGCCGGUGUGGCGCGAGGACAGGCUCCUGUUCCUCAGGGAGCGCGCCAACGGCGUGUACGGCGUCAACGCGUAUUUCGCGUCCAUGCUGCUCUUCGACCUGCUGCCCAUGCGGGUCCUCCCGCCGUUCUUCUUCGGCCUGAUGACCUACCAGAUGGUGGGGCUCAACGAGGGCACGGAGUACUGCCUCGCGUGGUUCGUUGCCACGCUGAUCGCCACCAACGUGUGCGCGAGCUGCAUGUGCAUGGCCGUCGGCGCCGCGGCGCGCUCCGUCGCGGCGGCAAACGUGAUUGCUUCGCUGUGCUUCCUCGCCGCCAUCCUGUUCGGCGGCUUCUUGCUCAACAAGGACCAGAUACCCGCGUACGCGUCGUGGGUGAAUAACCUGUCGUUCAUCAACUACGGCUACGAGGCUCUAGUGGCGAACGAGUUCGCGGAC
Micromonas commoda is the source of this 1488-nucleotide messenger RNA. Its product is annotated as ATP-binding cassette superfamily. The transcript has 2 exons. Lineage: Eukaryota; Viridiplantae; Chlorophyta; Mamiellophyceae; Mamiellales; Mamiellaceae. The annotation marks the transcript as partial. The record is from RefSeq and is a predicted model, not a curated record. Gene Ontology annotation, cellular component: membrane. Gene Ontology annotation, molecular function: ATP binding; ABC-type transporter activity; ATP hydrolysis activity.